Molecule: messenger RNA, 1314 nt
Organism: Corticium candelabrum
Lineage: Eukaryota; Metazoa; Porifera; Homoscleromorpha; Homosclerophorida; Plakinidae
Product: divergent protein kinase domain 2A-like
Exons: 1
Coding region: 2-1255 (417 amino acids)
Molecular function (GO): calcium ion binding
Source: RefSeq, a predicted model, not a curated record
CAUGCGUAAAGUAAAUCGCCGUGUGCUACUUCUGUGUCUGGGACUAACUCUCGCACUGCUCUUCGUCAUCAGACACAUAUCCAUUCUCUUUCCACGACAACGUCUUGCCGAUGAGUCGUUUUUCUUGACGUCUACAUGCCCUGCCUGCUUUGGCGACAAUCUCUGCAAGCAGUUGGAAGACAGGCUGCUGGUAACAUCGUUUUUGCUAACGCUGAGAGCGUCGUUUAAGGGAGUUCAUAGAGCAGAAUGGAGCAGCCUAUCAAAAGGAUCAGUCAGAGUGGUGACAAAGAGUCUCUCUCUUGCCACAGAGAUGAAAGAGUUUGAUGCGCAAUUGUGUCUGUACACGACAGGGGACAGGUAUUGCUCUGUUGACGAGGCUGCAAAAUUGUUACUGAGUUCGAAUGUUGUUGAUCGGGCUCGGAAGGGAUCGAACACAAUGUGGGAUCGGCAAUUAGAUUUGUCUGAUCAUUUCGGUUGUGUGUCGAAACGAUUGGAAACGAAAGUGAUUCGACUGUAUGAUAAGAAUGGGGAUGGGUUGUUGAGUGUCGAGGAACAUCAUAUUUUGGCGACCACACUUAAAGUCAAUCGGGAGCCGAUUAUCCUUCAACUGUUUCCAAACGAAGACGGUUGGCCAUUUCCUCGCUAUUAUGGAGCAUGUGGUCGAACGAUUAUCGUUGAGGAUGGUGGGCGACCGUUGUUAGAAUACAUGAACAAACCUUGGGAAUUCCGAGUGUGGCUCGCUGUCCAGCUGCUACAGAUUGCGUUUCUUCUCACCAAUAACAACAAAGAAUGGGCUGUGUAUCUCACAGACAUCGAUCUAGAAAAUUUCGCUUUAUCAAGAAACGGACAAGUUCUAGCUAUCGACGUCGAGCACGUGGAGGUUGUUGAUAUGAGAGAAAUUAAACAGAAAGGGUUACCGAUCUAUCGAAACUUUAAGGCUGAAAACCCUUUUUGUGACCACGACAAUGUCAUAUGCGGGACACACAGCAUCGAUGCAAUGUGUCGGGGUCAGGAGAGAGAUCAUAAUUUUAUAUACACUUGUAGAGCAAUGCUUGGGUUUCCACAUCACGGUCGACUGUUGAGUAACCCCCCUUCACAUGUUAAGGACAGAAUUGAAUCUCUUUUGAUGGACUGUAUAUAUUAUAAUAGUGACAGGCCACGUUGGCAAGCUGCAGAGGAGCUGUUACAGUUUCUGGUCAGUUUAUUACCAAAUGGACCUGAUCAAGAUGAUUUAAUGCAGAUAUAUAAUAAAUAACUAUAUACAAUAGAUCACUAAUAAUUCAAGUGUUGCAUCGGUAACCAGAACAAACUAUU